UUGGGAUUACAGGCGUGAGCCACUGCGUCUGGCCUAGGGCAAGCUUUAUUCUUUGGAGUAAUCAUUGCCACGUGUCCAUGCAGAAGCCAAGCUCUGGUGGCUAAUACAGGCGACCUCAGGACUGUUAGAGCUACUUCAUUGCUUUAUACAAUGUUUCUAUAGUUAAUAUUAAAAGCGUCAGCCAGAUAAUCUCUCUGCCUCCAUCUUUAGGUGAAACUUGUCCAUUUGCUUCUAAGUCUAUUUUUAAAAAAAAUUUAUAAAUUUACAACUCCUUCUUUGCUUAGAAUCAAAGAUGAUGAAGAAGAGACAGUUUUUCGAGAAGUGGUCAGUUUUUCCUCGGACCCCCUGCCAGGUGAGGAGACGGAGGCUCUGAAUACUGACUCCACCUUCACGCCUGGGGCUUCGGGGCAGUUAGAUAUUAUGACAAGGACACCACUAAACCCAUCAGCUUUUACUUGUCUUCGCUGGAGGAGCUCUUGGCAUGGACGCCCCACAUGGAGGAUGGCUUUAACGUGGCCCUGGAGCCCCUGGCGUGUCGCCAGCCCCCUCUGAGCAGCCAGAGGCCCCGGACUUUGUUGUGCCAUGACAUGAUGGGCGGGUACCUGGAUGACAGGUUCAUUCAGGGCUCGGCGGCACAGACUCCCUAUGCCUUCUACCACUGGCAGCACGUCGAUGUCUUUGUGUACUUCAGCCACCACGCAGUCACCAUCCCCCCGGCGGGCUGGACCAACGCUGCCCACAGGCAGGGGGUCUGUGUGCUGGGGACGUUCAUCACGGAGUGGAAUGAAGGGGCGAGGCUCUGUGAAGCCUUUCUGGCCGGGAACGAGCGCUCAUACCAGGCAGUGGCCAACCAGCUGGUCCAGAUCGCUCAGUUUUUUCGUUUCGAUGGCUGGCUGAUCAACAUCGAGAACCCACUGAGUCUGGCCACCGUGGGGAACAUGCCUCCUUUCCUGCGGUACCUGACCACGCAGCUGCACCAGCAGGUCCCGGGGGGCCUGGUGCUGUGGUAUGACAGUGUGGUGCAGAGCGGGCAGCUCAAAUGGCAGAAUGAACUCAACCAGCACAACAGGGUCUUCUUUGAUUCCUGUGACGGCUUCUUCACCAACUAUAACUGGCAGGAGGAGCACCUGGAGCGGAUGCUGGGGCAGGCAGGGGAGCGCCGGGCCGACGUGUAUGUGGGCGUGGACGUGUUUGCUCGGGGGAACGUGGUCGGAGGCCGAUUUGAUACAGACAAGUCGUUGGAGCUGAUCCGGAAGCAUGGCUUCUCUGUGGCUCUGUUUGCUCCUGGCUGGGUGUACGAGUGUCUGGAGAAGGAGCAUUUCUUCCAGAACCAGGACAAGUUCUGGGGCCGGCUGGAGCGUUAUCUGCCCACACAUAGCAUCUGCUCUUUGCCUUUCGUCACAUCCUUCUGCCUGGGCAUGGGUGCACGGAGGGUCUGCUACGGCCAGGAGGAGACGGUGGGGCCCUGGUACCACCUGAGCGCUCAGGAGAUGCAGCCUUUGUUUGGAGAACACAGGCUGGGAGGGGAUGGCCGGGGCUGGGUGAGGACGCACUGCUGCCUGGAGGACGCCUGGCACGGGGGCAGCUCCCUGCUCAUCCGGGGUGUGAUCCCGUCGGAGGCUGGAAAUGUGGCUGUGAGGUUAUUUUCCCUGCAGGUCCCCGUGCCCCCCAAAAUUUUCCUGUCCAUGGUAUACAAGCUUGAAGGGCCUACGGAUGUCACGGUUGCUUUGGAGCUGACCACGGGGGAUGCUGGCAGCUGUCACAUCAGUGGCAUCUCAGUGUUGAAUGCAGAAACAAGCUCAAGGCACAGCCUCCGACCCCUCCGGGUACCUCCCACCAAGCUGGCCAGAUGGGUGGGCCGCUGCGGCCGGCAGCUGAGCGGGGGCUGGGUCCAGCACUGCUACGAGGUGAGCCUCCGUGAGUGCCUCUUGCGGGACCUCUUCGUUUGCUUCACACGGCCACCGGGUAGCCGGGAGGAGGAGAGCUUCACCUGUCGCCUUGGAGAGAUCCAGGUGGUGGAUGCUGCCAGCCUGCUGGCCCCACUGCCUCAGGUGCAGGCCGUCACUGUCUCUCACGUCCGCUGGCAGCCGGCCGCCUCGGAGUGGGAGGGACCCCCGGCUCUGCUCCAGCUCAGCUGCACCCUGCACUGGUCCUUCCUCCUGCCACAAGUCCGCUGCUUCCGGAUCCACUGCUGCAGAGGGACAGGCGAUGGCUCUCCGCCGCCGACGCCAGAGAGGCCCACGUUCCUGGGGUUGGCUUUUGCCACCCAGUACCGGGUAGUGGACCUGCUGGUGGAUGCCGCCGGGCCCGGCCAGGAUUGUCGCAUUGGGUUUCUGGUGGAGCCUGUCCCCAAGGAAGGGUUCCGGGUGCCUCAGGCCGAGUGGGGCCGGGCGGCUCUGCUCUACUCGGCCCCCGAGUGAGUGGAUGCUAAAGCCUGGUGGUCUGGCCUCGGGCUGAGGCCUCUUCCCGGCCAUCUGGCCCCAGCCUGCGCUGGGACUGCUAAGUGCCGGCAGUGGCAGUGAGACCCAGGUCCCGGGGCUGGGGCGGAAGACCCCGGGCUGAGUGCUGUGGCUUUUUGGCAGGGGCGGGGGGGGGCGUUGUUGACAGGACACCAAGCGGUGGGAUUGCAGCGUUGGUCAUUGCGAGGUGAGUGGCGGGCCCUGUUUCUGCCUAGCCCCCUCCCCACGGUACAUGGUUCCCAUGUGAACAUGAAAAGGGGGAGGAUGUUUAGGACAGAAAAUUCCAUAAAGGGUGCUUCCUAAUAGGCUACAAGAUGCUGAGGCUGAGAAUGAUUUUUUUUUCCUGCAGAUGAAACUAUGAGAAAGGUUUAUGCUUAGAUUGUGCAGGCAGGCUUUGGGGUGGGCCCCAAGAUGUUCCUGAGGAUGAGGACGAGCUACAGGGGGUCCCAGGGUGGGGCUGCCAGCAGGUGUCGGGAGAGGACGCCCUGGAGACCCCGCCUCCUGGUGGGAAAGGCCCGUUUCCCCUGAGGAGUGGGCACUGCGGGCCAGCCCCGCUGCUGUGUGUUCCCUGGCGUUGGCAAUUUACUGUGCUGCUGAGCGUGAGGUCAUCUCUGCAGCGUUCUCACCAGCCCCUGGCCCUGCUGUGUCCCUUCUGGGCUGUGGGGGUGCUGGGAAGUGGCCCUGAGGCAGUCUGCACUGCGGCCCUGCCUCUGCCCAGCGAGACGCCGUGGGCUCUGGACAAGCUGCCCUUAGGCUCAGGUCGCAGGUCAGGCCAGGCCGGGAGUAGCGUCUGCUCCCCACGCCAGCCCAGCCUCCUCCUGCACGAAGGAGCUGCAGGAGACAUGGGAUCUUUUCCACCUAUUCUGUUCCGUCACCUCCUCCCUUCUCAGCCUCACCCAAGCACCAGGGAGACCUCCGGGCUUACCCUUGAGCAGAGGCAGCACGGGUGCGUGGGGUGUGAGGGAGGCCGGGUCCUCGCCGUGGGCGGGGUCCUCACCGCAGGCUGCCUUCUGUCCUUCUGGCUCUUCUCUAGCUGCCUCCCCUCUGCCCAGGCCUCUGCUAGGCUGCCCAGGAGGCUUCCUGGUAUGGUCUCUAGGCCCCACGGCCUUGGGUCAUCCUGUGGCUGGUCUGGGUGGCGUCUGUUGUGGUUCUUCCAUGGAGUCAGUGGCCUGAAGUCCCUCGCUUUUGGGGGAGGUCUCACCCCCAGGCCACAUAGGGCUGGCGGUGGGGGUCCCCUUGAUGUUGGGCAGUGCUGAGGGCUGGGAUGCCCUGUGACCCCAGCCAGAGCCCACACCUAAGGGCUGGCAUCCCCAUCAUUUCGCCCUGCAGUGAGGACAGAGGCCACCAGGUGGCAGCCCAGUCACACCUGCUCCCGCAUGCGGAGGAGGAGGGCAAGGCUGGUGCCCAGCAGCCGCUCUGAGCUGGGGCUCCUUCCAGUGGCUGAAAUCCACCUCUUUCUCCAUCCUCCCUGCCUGCCUGGGUACUCGUGCCAAGCACAAGGCCCUAGGAUUAAAGGUCUGGGCUUUUGUCUAA
Sapajus apella (tufted capuchin) is the source of this 3992-nucleotide messenger RNA. RefSeq names its product endo-beta-N-acetylglucosaminidase (gene ENGASE). The record is from RefSeq and is a predicted model, not a curated record. Gene Ontology annotation, cellular component: cytoplasm. Gene Ontology annotation, biological process: protein deglycosylation. Bases 495 to 2420 code for a protein of 641 amino acids. The transcript is spliced from 13 exons. NCBI's taxonomy places the organism in Eukaryota, Metazoa, Chordata, Mammalia, Primates, Cebidae. Gene Ontology annotation, molecular function: mannosyl-glycoprotein endo-beta-N-acetylglucosaminidase activity.